CCGCUGUCACCUUCCGUUCUCCCUCGUUGCUGCCCCAGCCGUCACCAUGGUGCGCAGCCUGGCGCAAUGGACCAAGACGCUGAGCUUCCCGGCGCGCAUCUCGCCGCACAAGACGAACGCCGCGCCGCCGCCCACGUGCGAGGGCGUGUUCCGCAACGCGCCCGUCGCCUCGCACGAGGAACGUCAGCGUCCACCUGGCUACGAGUGGAUGGUUCCAAGGCGCGGUAUCACAUGCCCUGGGGAACGACGUGUUAUGCGAACGCAAAUUCCUUGCGUGCGGCUGGGGCCCCUAGUGGCAGCUGCGUCUCAGCUGCCAGAGAGCAAAUAG
Molecule: messenger RNA, 328 nt
Organism: Gryllus bimaculatus (two-spotted cricket)
Lineage: Eukaryota; Metazoa; Arthropoda; Insecta; Orthoptera; Gryllidae
Source: the annotation of a GenBank genome assembly